This is a messenger RNA of Phascolarctos cinereus (koala), 4721 nucleotides long. It is a transcript of the gene HCN3, whose product is annotated as hyperpolarization activated cyclic nucleotide gated potassium channel 3. Gene Ontology annotation, molecular function: voltage-gated potassium channel activity. The record is from RefSeq and is a predicted model, not a curated record. Gene Ontology annotation, biological process: sodium ion transmembrane transport; regulation of membrane depolarization; potassium ion transmembrane transport. NCBI's taxonomy places the organism in Eukaryota, Metazoa, Chordata, Mammalia, Diprotodontia, Phascolarctidae. Gene Ontology annotation, cellular component: membrane; HCN channel complex; dendrite.
GCAGCUGGGAGCCGCCGCCCGCCCGCCGCCUCCGCUCCUAGCCCGCGGGGCUGCGUCGCCGGCUCCGGCUCCCGCUCCCAUCGACUAGAGCUCCUCUCUGGCUCCCGGGGCUGCGGGGGCGGGGGCGGGGUCGAGAUGGCCUUGUUGAGGGCCUGGAGGCCGAGGUUUUGAAGGGGAAGGGGGGGGACUGCCAGCAUGGAUUCCGAGCAGCGGCCCGCGGCAGCAACGGUGGGUGCAGGAGACGGAGGCACCCCGGGGCUGGAGGCGGCUCCCCCGCCUGCCCCCGGCCCGGCUGCCGCCGUCCCAGGACCCUCACCCGUGCCGGGGCCCGAAACAGGACCCGGGCCGAUGCGGCGGCAGCUCGGGGCCCUCCUCCAGCCAGCGGUCAACAAGUUCUCCCUCCGGGUAUUCGGUAGCCACAAGGCGGUGGAGAUAGAGCAGGAGCGGGUCAAGUCAGCCGGAGCCUGGAUCAUCCAUCCCUACAGCGACUUCCGAUUUUACUGGGACCUGAUCAUGCUACUGUUAAUGGUGGGGAAUCUUAUUGUCCUCCCCGUGGGCAUCACCUUUUUCAAGGAGGAAAACUCCCCACCCUGGAUUGUCUUCAAUGUCCUCUCCGACACCUUUUUCCUGCUGGACCUGGUGCUGAAUUUCAGGACGGGGAUUGUGGUAGAAGAAGGAGCAGAGAUUCUCCUGGCCCCUCAUGCCAUCCGAACUCGAUACCUCCGCACCUGGUUUUUAGUGGAUCUCAUCUCCUCCAUUCCAGUGGACUACAUCUUCCUUGUGGUGGAAUUGGAACCACAAUUAGAUGCUGAGGUUUACAAGACAGCCAGGGCGCUUCGAAUUGUCCGUUUCACCAAGAUCCUCAGCCUUCUGCGGCUGCUCCGCCUCUCCCGCCUCAUCCGAUACAUCCACCAAUGGGAGGAGAUCUUUCACAUGACCUAUGACCUGGCCAGUGCUGUGGUUCGGAUCUUCAAUCUCAUUGGGAUGAUGCUACUGUUGUGUCACUGGGAUGGCUGCCUACAAUUCCUGGUCCCAAUGCUCCAGGACUUUCCUCCUGACUGCUGGGUCUCCAUCAACCACAUGGUGAACCACUCGUGGGGCCGCCAAUAUUCUCAUGCCCUCUUCAAAGCCAUGAGCCACAUGCUCUGCAUAGGCUAUGGGCAGCAAGCACCUCAGGGCAUGCCAGAUGUCUGGCUCACCAUGCUUAGCAUGAUUGUGGGUGCCACGUGCUAUGCCAUGUUCAUUGGUCAUGCCACUGCCCUCAUCCAGUCUCUUGACUCAUCCCGUCGCCAGUACCAAGAGAAGUAUAAGCAGGUGGAGCAGUACAUGUCCUUCCACAAACUGCCAGCUGAUACCCGUCAACGCAUACAUGAGUACUAUGAACAUCGCUACCAGGGCAAAAUGUUUGAUGAGGAGAGCAUCCUGGGGGAGCUGAGUGAGCCACUGCGUGAGGAGAUCAUUAACUUCACCUGUAGGGGCCUGGUGGCCCACAUGCCCCUGUUUGCUCAUGCUGACCCCAGUUUUGUUACUGCCGUGCUCACCAAACUUCGAUUUGAGGUCUUCCAACCAGGUGACCUCGUGGUUCGUGAGGGCUCAGUAGGCAGAAAGAUGUACUUCAUCCAGCAUGGACUACUCAGUGUGCUGACUCGGGGUGCCUGGGACACUCGUCUCACUGAUGGCUCUUACUUUGGGGAAAUCUGCCUACUGACUAGGGGCAGGAGAACAGCUAGCGUGAGGGCUGACACCUAUUGUCGCCUCUACUCACUCAGUGUGGACCACUUUAAUGCAGUACUAGAGGAAUUCCCCAUGAUGCGGAGAGCCUUUGAGACAGUGGCCAUGGACAGGUUGCACCGAAUUGGAAAGAAAAAUUCCCUGCUUCAGCGGAAGCGUUCAGAACCCAGCCCAGGAAAUGGUGGUGGGGGAAUCAUGGAACAGCAUCUGGUACAGCAUGACCGGGACAUGGCCCGGGGAGUAAAGGGGCUGGCCCCAGGCACUGGUGCUCGCCUGAGUGGAAAGCCAGUGCUGUGGGAGCCCCUGGUCCAUGCCCCGCUACAGGCAGCUGCAGUCACCUCUAAUGUGGCCAUUGCUCUAACCCAUCACGGGGCACCUCUGCCCCUCUCCCCAGACUCUCCUGCCAUUCUUCUUGCUCGCUCUGCUCGACGAUCAGGUGGCUCACUGGCCUCACCGCUGGUACCUGCUCGGGGACCCCCUUUGUUGGCUCAAGGGCCUUGGGCAUCCACGUCCCUCCUGCCUGCACCAGCAGCCCGAACUCUUCACGCCAGCUUAUCCCGGGCAGGCCGCUCGCAGGUUUCCCUGUUAGGUCCCCCACCUGGUGGGGGUGGACGGCGGCUAGGGCCCAGGGGACGGCCACUUUCAGCAUCACAACCUUCACUUCCUCACCGAGCAGCUGGGGAAUGCUCCCCUGGGCGCAAGGGCUCAGGAGGUGAGCGCUUGCCCCCUUCGGGGCUCUUAUCCAGGAUCCCAGGUACCGCCCCACCCCUCAGGCCUCUUGCCACUGAUCCAGGUGCCACCAAGGGCCCUCAACUUCCUGCAAACAUGUGAGAACUCCUGGGUACAUCUAACCUUGAUUGUGAGAGAAGGUGUGGGUGCUUUGAUGUCGAUGGCUACCACAAACAAAGCAUCACACACUGCAGGUGUCUCCCUUUACUGCGAAGUGGAAAUGUCUACAUAACCUUUAGCCCUGCCUGACAUGUCUCCAUCACUGCCAAAUAGAAGUAUCUCCAUGCCCUUUGCUUAGAGCAUUUCCCUGGCCAUAGACCUUCCCAGAUACAGGCACUUUACCCUCUUCCCCACUCAACAGGGCAUGAGGAUCUUCUUAUCCUCUUCACUGCCAGGUAGAAAGAUGUCUUCUCUUCUCCCAGCUCCUGCAUCCCUCUACUCAUGAGCCCUUUUGGGGCAGACACCCCAUUACUGCCUAGUGUGGCUACCUUCCUGUUCCCCCACUAUUGCCAAAACCACAGGCCUCAUGCCCCUUGUUUGGGCAUCCACCUUUGCUGUCAUCACUGCCAUUUGUAGGCACCUACCCGUCUACAGCCCUCUCACUGAAUACAAACACCUCUUGCCCAAACGGGUAUCUCUUACCAGCUUUCCUCAAUCCUAUCUUUGUGGUAGAAAAAUCUUCUUGUGAACAAAGAGCCACAUCCUCCCUCUGCUCCUAACCGGUUGUACCCCUGGGGAUGGGGAAUGUCCAGCCCUUGCCUAAUGAAUGUGCCAGCCUAGGAGCCCUAGCAGCUGAAUCCUUAGGUAAUUAAUGAUUUAUUUAUGUAUUGCCCUCUCUCUUAGAGGGAAGGGGAAAGACAGAGGCGGUCUCUCUCCUCUUGCCAGCUCUGUGGCCCUCGCCUAGCUCCAUCAGCCCUGUGGGGGGAAGGAAGGGCCACCUGGGGUAGGUGUGGGGGCAGUUUUUCCUUUUAGGUGUCUUUUUUUCCUAUGCUGUGAGAGAGUGGGGAAAGGGUGAGAAUCCAAGUGGAGUGGGGGAAAGACGGGAACAGGGUACGGGUGGGGCAGACCAGCCAGCACCUCUGCCUUCUCAGGGAUACAGGAAGCCCCCCAACUUCCCCCUCUGUCCUUGUCUUCCCCUUCCAUAACAUUAGCCUAGGAAGAACAAGAGCUAGAACCCUGGCAUAAAGCUCCCCUGCCAAGCUCUGGGCUCUGGGAUUCUUAGUGUAUGUAUGUCUGUGUGGAGGAAUUAUUUUAUUGGGUUUUUUUUAAAUGUUUGUUUACAGAUAGUUGAAUAUAUAUUUUAAAAAAUGUCCCUUUUGAUUCCUGGUGUGCAUGGGGUACAGCAGUGAGCUUUAGGAUAAGCAUGUGAACACUAGAUUAAGGGAAAAGCAUCUAGGCAAAUGAUAACAGGGUGUUCACUGAAGAAGAAGAGGAGGGGUGAGCAUUGUCUGGGGGACAGCAGCCGGGAUGAGAAAGGAAGUGGGGAUGACUUUGGGGACUGGCCCAGAUGUCAGAGCCAUCCUAUAUCAUUUCCUUCUCUAGCCUGGAGUGGGAUAUUGUGGUGCCAUAAAAGUAAUGCUAGAGCUGGGGUCAGAGGAGCUGGUUUCAAAUCCUGACUCCCACUCACUAUUUAGGUUUUCUUGGACAAAUUAUCUCCUUUCUCUAAGCCUUAGAAUCAGGUCUGUUCCAGAGCUAUACCUUGGGAUUCUGAGUCCACGUGUGCUUUCAAUAUUGGCAACAACUAAUGAGUUAAUGCUACAGGAUGCAGGAUUUGAACCUUCUGAAAAAGGAGCAUUACUUUCUCUAUUUAGGGAAUUCAGGGAUCCCCUGAACAUAUGAUGCCCUCUCCUCUAUAUCAUCUCUAAUUCCCACUACUGGGUGGGUUAGAGGAACUCCAGGAGAAGGAGUUAACCAGCUGAGCUGAGAUCAAUAACUUAGGGCAUUUUAGCAGCCAGGUGGGGAUUGGAUGCAAUCACAUUCAGGCAAUAUUGAGGAUGAUGGAUAUUUUAUUGAACACUUACUUCCAAGAAGCUUCAAGGAACUAUAAAACCUGGUGACAGAAGAGGGCCCCCAGGGACAGCACGUAGGAACUAGAAAGGGGCUGUGGUCUCUGAGAAGGUUUACAAAGGGAUGACGUUUCAGCAUGUGGGGGGCAAGUGGAGGAAUUAUCUUUUAGAGUUGGGGAAGGGUCUAUAUGAAGGGGUGUCAUUGGGUGGGGGAAGUCACCUACAUUGGAAUAUGGUCCUGAGGGUUCAGACACA